This is a messenger RNA of Racocetra persica, 201 nucleotides long. The record is from the annotation of a GenBank genome assembly. NCBI's taxonomy places the organism in Eukaryota, Fungi, Glomeromycota, Glomeromycetes, Diversisporales, Gigasporaceae.
ACUUCUUCGACAUUAUCGAAAGUUUGUAAUACUGGAAACCAUACCUUUGAAGCUUAUAUAAUCGGACCAAUUGCGAGGUAUCUUGCGGGAAAAUUACCGUCACAUUCUGAGACCAUGUCAAGGAUUACUUGUAAAGCACAAUACACUAAAGCAGAACCUAACAGAGUUAUGCCAACGUUAAAAGAACCGAAUUUAAUUUAA